AUGCUGAGAACGAGAAUUUUCCAUUCACGAAGGUGGCUUUGUAGAAGCUUCUCCAACAUUCUUCACUCGGCGCCUUUGCGAGUGUGUGUGGUUGGAAGUGGCCCUGCCGGUUGCUACACUGCCGAGAAGUUGUUGAAGGCGCAUCAACAAGCUCAAGUUGAUAUCAUUGAUAGGUUGCCUACGCCUUUUGGGUUGGUUCGGUCCGGUGUUGCGCCUGAUCACCCUGAAACUAAGAUUGUCGUCAACCAAUUUUCAAGGGUGGCACAACAUGAACGGUGCUCAUUUUUUGGAAACGUGACCCUUGGAUCCAGCAUAUCUCUUUCUGAAUUACGCAAGCUGUAUGAUGUGGUUGUCCUUGCAUAUGGUGCUGAAAGCGACAGAAAUCUUGGUAUUCCAGGAGAAAACUUAAAAGGGGUAAUAUCAGCCAGAGAAUUCGUUUGGUGGUAUAAUGGGCACCCAGAUGGACGAAAUCUUGAUCCAGACCUGAAGAGCACUGAUACAGCUGUAAUUCUUGGACAGGGGAAUGUUGCUUUAGAUGUUGCACGUAUUCUUUUACGACCUACUGCAGAGUUAGCAACAACUGAUAUUGCCAAUCAUGCUUUGGCUGCUUUAGAGGAAAGCACUAUCAGGGUAGUUUAUUUGGUUGGAAGACGUGGUCCAGCUCAAGCAGCUUGUACUGCCAAAGAGCUACGUGAAGUUCUCGGUAUUCGCAAUCUUGAUAUUUCAAUACAGGAAUCUGAUCUACUUCUAACCCCAGCUGAUGAGGAAGAGCUUAAGAGCAACCGAAUACACAGAAGAAUUUUUGAGUUGUUAUCCAAGGCAGCUACCUCAAGACCAAGACAUGCUGAUUUGAACCAGCGCCAGCUCUGUUUUGUGUUCUUCCGUAAGCCAGAUAGCUUUCAAGAAUCAAAAAACAGUACUGGCCAUGUCUCCGGUGUGCGUUUUGAGAAGACAGUUCUUAAAGGUGCUGGCCCUGGAAAACAAAUUGCCGUUGGUACCGGAGAAUUUGAAGAAAUAAAAUGCGGGAUGGUUCUUAAGAGCAUUGGUUACAAAUCCGUACCGGUAGAUGGCCUACCUUUUGAUCAUAAGAAAGGUAUAGUUCCAAAUGAUGAAGGUCGAGUGUUGAGUGACACUUUAGAUACUGCAGUUCUUGAAGAAGGCUUGUAUGUAUGUGGUUGGCUGAAGAGAGGACCAACUGGGAUUGUUGCAACAAACCUAUAUUGUGCUGAAGAAACUGUUUCAAGCAUAUUAGAAGACCUUGAGAAAGGAGCUUUGAUUUCAUCAACGGCCGCGUCAAAACCAGACUCUGAAGAAAGGAAGCUUGGAAGUUUAAGGAACAAGCCUAGGGAAAAACUAGCCACUUGGAACGAACUACUGACAGUUACCUCAGAAGGAACCGGAUAUUCAACGUGA
This is a messenger RNA of Vicia faba (fava bean), 1413 nucleotides long. Lineage: Eukaryota; Viridiplantae; Streptophyta; Magnoliopsida; Fabales; Fabaceae. The record is from the annotation of a GenBank genome assembly.